UCCUUGGCGUCCCCAUCAUGGCUCGGCUCGGGCGCCACCACCACCACUACACUAGCAGCACGCCAUAUGCCUCCGUCCAAGCUAUAUAACCCGGCGCCGCUGUACGCCGCUUCCUCCAUCUGCUAGCUGGCCGGCCGGCCAGUGGAAACAGCACCCAGAGCUCGCUCGCCUCUGCCCCUGCCCCUGCCCCUGCCCCUGGCCGCCCGAGAUCCGGCAGUGCCGUCCGUCGCGCGGUCGCGCCGGCCAAAGGGAGCGACCCCUAUCCAUGGACCCCGCCGCCCGCGGUGGCGGCCACAGCAUCGCGGAGGAGGCGGCGCGGCUGUGGGCUGACUUCCCCGUGCGCGUGGACUGGGCGGCCGUGGCGGCGCAAUGCGCGUCGCUGUGGGCGCACGCGCGGGCGCUGGUGCUCGUGCCGGCGGUGCGGCUCCUGGUGUUCCUGUCGCUGGCGAUGACCGUCAUGAUCCUCCUGGAGAAGCUCUUCGUCUGCGCCGUCUGCCUCGCCGUCCGCGCGUUCCGCCUCGGCCCGCACCGCCGGUACCGCUGGGAGCCCAUCACCGCCGCCGGCAGCAACGGUGCCGCCGCCGGAGACGACGAGGAGUCUGGCGGCGGCGGCCACGGCGAAGCCAAGUACCCCAUGGUGCUGGUGCAGAUCCCCAUGUACAACGAGCGGGAGGUGUACAAGCUAUCGAUCGGGGCGGCAUGUGCGCUGGAGUGGCCGACGGAGCGCUUCGUGAUCCAGGUGCUGGACGACUCCACGGACCCCGUUGUAAAGGAUUUGGUGGAGAUGGAGUGCCAGAGAUGGAAGAGCAAAGGUGUUAACAUAAAGUACGAGGUCAGGGGGAACCGGAAGGGGUACAAGGCCGGCGCACUCAAGGAAGGAUUGAAGCACGACUACGUCAAAGACUGCGAAUACAUUGCCAUGUUUGACGCUGACUUCCAGCCCGAGUCCGAUUUUCUCCUCAGGACUAUCCCGUUCCUUGUGCACAACCCGGAGAUUGCCCUUGUCCAAACUCGCUGGAAAUUCGUUAAUUCCGAUGAGUGUCUGCUGACAAGAUUCCAAGAAAUGUCGUUAGACUACCAUUUCAAGUACGAGCAAGAGGCAGGGUCCUCGGUGUAUUCAUUCUUUGGCUUCAAUGGGACAGCUGGUGUCUGGAGGAUUUCAGCGAUCGAUGAUGCCGGGGGCUGGAAGGACCGGACGACAGUGGAAGAUAUGGACCUGGCUGUCCGUGCGAUGCUGCAGGGAUGGAAAUUCGUUUACGUCGGUGACAUAAAAGUCAAGAGUGAAUUGCCAAGCACAUUCAAGGCAUACCGGUUUCAGCAGCACAGGUGGUCAUGUGGACCGGCAAACUUGUUCAAGAAAAUGAUGGUAGAGAUUUUAGAAAACAAGAAAGUGUCACUGUGGAGUAAAAUCCACUUAUGGUACGAUUUCUUCUUCGUUGGGAAGGUUGCUGCUCAUACGGUGACAUUCAUCUACUACUGCUUUGCGAUCCCUGUGUCUGUUUUGCUGCCUGAGAUUCAGAUCCCUCUCUGGGGAGUUGUCUAUGUCCCGACAGCCAUAACCCUCUUGAAGGCUCUUGGCACACCGAGUUCAUUUCACCUGGUGAUCCUCUGGGUUCUGUUUGAGAAUGUCAUGUCGUUGCACCGGAUUAAAGCUGCAAUAAGUGGUCUUCUGGAUGCUGGUGGACGAGUCAAUGAGUGGGUUGUCACUGAGAAGUUGGGUGACACCAACAAGGCAAAGCCUGGCACCAAUGGAUCAGAUGCUGUAAAGGUGAUCGAUGUAAAGCUAACAGAACCCCUUAUUCCGAAGCUAGUGAAGAGGCGAGCAAGAUUUUGGGAGAGGUACCACUGCUCAGAACUUUUCGUUGGAACCUGCAUACUAAUGUGUGGUUUCUAUGACUUGCUUCUUGCAAAGAAGGGAUACUACAUUUUCCUCUUCCUUCAAGGCACGGCUUUCCUUGUUGCUGGUUUUGGGUAUGUCGGAACACUACCUCCUUGCACUGCAUAAGCUGUCAUGGACAACUGAUACACCUGCUUACCAGAAACUGAGCAAGCAAAGCUCCUCUCUCUUGCACAUAUGGAACUACGGAAUUCAAUGAUAGUUGAGCAUUAUUCCCAUCAGUCUUGGCCAGACAUGAUCCACUGCCAAGAAGGUUCAGAUACCAUCAUCAUUCUCCUGUCACUCUUGAUCAGAUUGAGACAACCAUUCUUUAUUGCCAAGAAGGCCAUUCAAAUAGUGUCGCCAUUUCAAAUUUAUAAUAACAGUGUUUAGUGAAGCAUCAUGACAAAAAAAAAUGAUUGGUGCAGCAGCAUUUUGUUCAAAUCUGAACAUCUGGUAGAGAUGCAGUUCACAGUCGUGAAAGAAUUGCAGCUGCUGUAAAUGGAAUAGCACUAGCUGCCAAUUUCUGUAGAUCUCCGAACUUGUAGUUUUUUUGAAUUUAUUGAUAUUACUCAGUUCAGAUCCAUAAUGGAAGAUUGUGGGCUUCCUCAGUUCAUAACUUGUGUAGGCUUAAAACUUGUAAAUGUAAAUUGUUAUUAACACUAAUAAUUUUGUUGAAUC
Molecule: messenger RNA, 2557 nt
Organism: Sorghum bicolor (sorghum)
Lineage: Eukaryota; Viridiplantae; Streptophyta; Magnoliopsida; Poales; Poaceae
Product: probable mannan synthase 11
Exons: 9
Coding region: 266-2005 (579 amino acids)
Cellular component (GO): Golgi apparatus
Molecular function (GO): mannan synthase activity
Source: RefSeq, a predicted model, not a curated record